Vigna umbellata (rice bean) is the source of this 980-nucleotide messenger RNA. The record is from RefSeq and is a predicted model, not a curated record. Lineage: Eukaryota; Viridiplantae; Streptophyta; Magnoliopsida; Fabales; Fabaceae.
AAGGAGAAACCUCUUGUUUUUAGUAGGAGGCCCAAAUAUUUAUUAAACAGCAAGAUACUGACACGUAAGACGCACACGUGUUUAAUUGAAAGAAAGAAAAAGAAAAUCUCAGUAUGAAUCUACUGGCAAGGUUUCCGCUGCCUCCGGUGAUUAUAAAUCGGCAAAACAGAAUUCCCGUUCCGAGAGCUAAGUCCAUCGAGUCAUCGUCGCUCAUGGAUCAGCCCAAGAAGGUCAUUGUCUGCGGCGGCGGAGUCAUAGGUGUUUGCACUGCUUACUUUCUAGCUGAGAAGGGAGCCGCCGUCACGCUCAUCGAGAUGUCCGACGUGGCAUGCGCCGCUUCUGGAAAAGCCGGCGGAUUCCUCGCCUACGACUGGUGCGACGGAGGACCGUUGGAGGAGCUAGCCCACGUGAGCUUCAAUCUCCACCGUUCACUCUCGGAAAAACUUGACGGUCCUCGAUCUUACGGUUACAGAGCCCUAACUACUCUGAGCCUCACCGUAAAGGAAUCCGAGCGCGCUUCUGCUUCGAGGUUCCUGCCCUCUUGGAUCGACGGGCCAGCUCGUAGUCCCAAAACGAUUGGAAACCCCGAAACGACGGCGCAGGUGCACCCGCAGCUUUUCACCCGCACGGUCAUCGAUAGAGCCGUGGAGAUGUAUGGGGUGAAGGUGGAGAUUGCGAAAUUGGAACGGGUGGAGGUGGAAGAAGGACGUGUUGGAUCAGUUGUGCUGGAAGGAGGACGAGAGUUGGAAGCGGACGCUGUAGUGUUGGCAGUGGGCCCGUGGUCCAGUAAGUUAGGUUUGAUAUCAUCGUUGUUUAGAGUUUAUGGGCUUAAGGCCCAUAGCAUUGUUUUGGAGCCCAGAGACGGCAGUUCCAUAACCCCCCAUGCUCUCUUUCUGAGUUAUCAUUCCUCCUCCGGAGGAGGAGCUCUUGACCCUGAAGUCUACCCUCGCCCAACAGGUAAAUGCGAAUAUAUAUAUAUA